AUGACCAAGACUGCAGUAAUCGUGCUGGGGGCGCGUUUGCUGGCGCGGAGCUGUAGCUGUGGCGGGCGGACGGGGAGCUCUGGCGCUUUUGUACCGCAUUCGACUCGUUCAGGUUCUUGUAGAAGUUUCUACAAAAGCGCCGAAGCAACCCCUCCGUCAGCCGCGCUGCACCCGCACCCGCUAUCGCUGCUGCUGCCCCUCCUACCCCAAGUCCGAGGCAAUGCACCCGCUGCAGCACUAACAAGCUCGUCCCGCCAAAAGAGUCACAACCGCUACGCCGGCGACCCUGACAUUUCGCCCUCCUCCACCACUACUACUCCCACCACCGCCAAACUUUGGACUCGAACGCCGGUCAGACUCCAGACGAACACUCUGACGCCGCCGUCUGGACUAAUCGCAUCGAGUGUUUUCCCCUGGCAGAGGCGUUUUUACUCUUCGUCCACUUCGCCUUCUGCAACCAUGGCUGAGCAGCAGUGGCCCGGCGCUGUUGUGCGCAAGACUUUCUUCGACUUCUUCGAGAAGAGGGGCCAUACCAUCGUCCCUUCCUCCUCCGUCGUCCCUCACAAUGACCCCACCUUGCUCUUCACCAAUGCGGGCAUGAACCAAUUCAAGCCCAUUUUCCUCGGAACGAUCUCUAAGGCCGAUCCUAUGUAUAACCUGAAGCGUGCCGCCGACUCCCAGAAAUGCAUUCGUGCCGGUGGCAAGCACAACGAUCUCGACGAUGUCGGCAAGGACAGCUACCACCACACCUUCUUCGAAAUGUUGGGCAAUUGGUCUUUCGGCGACUAUUUCAAGAAGGAGGCUAUCACUAUGUCCUGGGAGCUUCUUACCAAGGUCUACGGUCUCGACCCUACACGUUUGUACGUGACCUACUUCGAGGGUAACCCCGACAUGGGUCUCGAGCCUGAUCUGGAGGCGAAGCAACUGUGGCAGUCCGUUGGCGUCCCUGACGACCACAUUCUGCCCGGUAACAUGAAGGACAACUUCUGGGAGAUGGGUGACCAGGGUCCUUGCGGCCCUUGCAGUGAAGUUCACUACGACAAGAUUGGCGGCCGGAAUGCCGCCAGCCUGGUCAACAUGGAUGACCCCAUGGUCGUGGAGAUCUGGAACAACGUUUUCAUCCAGUUUGACCGCCAGGCCGACAAGAGCUUGAAGUCCCUCCCCGCUAAGCACGUCGAUACCGGUAUGGGUUUCGAGCGUCUGGUCUCUGCUCUUCAGAACACCACCUCCAACUACGCCACCGAUAUUUUCACCCCCUUGUUCAAAAGGAUAGAAGAGGUCACCGGUGCCAGACCGUACACCGACAAGUAUGGUGCUGAUGAUGUUGAUGGUAUCGAUACUGCUUACCGUGUCGUUGCCGAUCACAUUCGUCUCCUGACCUUCUCCAUGUCUGACGGUGCUGUUCCCAACAACGACGGCCGUGGAUACGUUGUCCGUAGAGUGCUCCGUCGUGGUGUUCGAUACGCCCGAAAGUACUUUAAUGCCGAGAUCGGCUCUUUCUUCUCCAAGAUCCUUCCCGCGCUUGUUGAGCAGAUGGGCGAGCAGUUCCCUGAGAUUGUCAAGAAGCAGCAGGACAUCAAGGAGAUCCUGGAUGAGGAAGAAGAUGCCUUUGCCCGUACUCUGGACCGUGGCGAGGCUCAGUUCGAGAAGUACGCCAAGGAUGCUCUUAAGAAGGGUGAGAAGAAGCUUUCUGGUGCUGUCGUUUGGAGAUUGUACGACACCUUCGGAUUCCCUGUCGAUCUGACCAAGCUCAUGGCUGAGGAGCGUCAGCUUGAGAUUGACGAGGAGGAGGUUAAGGAGGCCCAGGAGAAGGCUCGCGAGGCUAGCAAGGUUGUCAAGAAUGCUGUUCAGACCUUUGCCAAGUUGAACGUUCACCAGAUCGCCGAGCUCGAGAAGGAGCUCAACGUGGAGAGAACAAACGAUGACGCCAAGUUUGUCAAGGGCGAUGCCAAGGGCAAGGUGCAGGUCAUCUACGACGGCAAGACCUUCGUCAAAUCCACCAAGGACAUCGCAGAGAAGACCCCCUUGGGUCUGUUGCUUGACAAGACCAACUUCUACGCCGAGUCUGGUGGUCAGGUCGCUGACACGGGACGCAUUGUCAUUGACGACGUUGCUGAAUUCAAGGUUUUGGAUGUUCAGAAUUUCGGAGGAUACAUCGUUCACAACGGUUACCUCGAGUACGGCACACUGUCGUCUGGUGACGAGGUCAUUGCCGAGUACGAUGAGUUGAGGAGAUCCCCCAUCCGCAACAACCAUACUGGCACCCACAUCCUGAACCACUCCCUCCGUGAAGUGCUUGGUGACGACAUCAACCAGAAGGGAUCACUGGUUGAUAACGAGAAGCUGCGUUUCGACUUCUCGCACAAGACCGGAGUGACCAUCCCCGAGCUCAAGAAGAUCGAGGACUUCUCCAACGGUUACAUCAAGCAAAAUGGCAAGAUCUAUGCCAAGGAGGUCGACCUUGACCUUGCCCGGGAAAUCGAGGGUGUUCGUGCUGUUUUCGGCGAGACCUAUCCCAACCCUGUCCGCGUUGUCUCCGUUGGUGUUGACAUUGAUACCAUGCUGGCAAACCCUAAGAACACUGAGUGGCGCAAGUACAGCGUCGAAUUCUGUGGCGGAACCCACGUCGAGUCGACCGGUCUUAUCAAGGACCUCGUCAUCGUCGAAGAGAGCGGUAUCGCCAAGGGUAUCCGCCGUAUCAUCGCCUACACUGGUGAUGCUGCUCACCAGGUCCAGCGUGAGGCCAACGAGUUCUCCAAGCGUCUGGAUGCUCUUGAGGCGUUGCCCUUCGGCCCCGAGAAGGAACAGGAGAUCAAGACAACCCAGCACGCCCUGAACCAGCUGACUAUCUCCACCCUUACUAAGGAGGAUAUCAAGAAGCGCUUCGAGAAGAUUGUCAAGGCUGUCACUGACGAGCAGAAGAAGCGCCAGAAGGCCGAGGCUAAGACCGCUCUCGACACCGUUGUUGCUCAUUUUGAUAAGAACAAGGAUGCCAAGUGGUAUGUUGCCCAGCUACCUAUCUCUGCCAAUGCCAAAGCCAUUGGUGAGGUUGUCAAGCACUUCCAGUCCAAGGACAAGGAGCGCUCCGUAUACCUUUUCGGCGGCAGCAAGAACGAGGGCGCCGUCGCCCAUGGUGUCUACGUUGGAACGCACCUCUCUUCCCAGGGAGUGACUGCUGAGCAAUGGGCUGCCCAAGUCAGCGGGGUUGUUGGAGGCAAGUCCGGCGGAAAGGAGCCUGUCCGCCAAGGACAGGGCACCAACGCCGAGAACAUCGACGAGGCCGUUGCCACGGCUGAGAAGUGGCUGAAGGAGAAGCUCAACAUUUGA
This is a messenger RNA of Colletotrichum truncatum, 3327 nucleotides long. RefSeq names its product alanyl-trna synthetase. The record is from RefSeq and is a predicted model, not a curated record. Gene Ontology annotation, molecular function: alanine-tRNA ligase activity; ATP binding; nucleic acid binding. Lineage: Eukaryota; Fungi; Ascomycota; Sordariomycetes; Glomerellales; Glomerellaceae. Gene Ontology annotation, cellular component: mitochondrion; cytoplasm. Gene Ontology annotation, biological process: alanyl-tRNA aminoacylation.